AUGCCUCCCAAGAAAUUCCAGUCGCUUGACGACUUUAUGGGCGAUGGAACCCCCAACAAAAACCAAGUUGCAUCACCGUUCGGAGGCUACUACUCCAAGCCAGCUGCCAAGACUGGUGGCCAACAGGCACUGAACAAACCCUUGAACCAAAAAUCUUCGUACCAAGCUCAGAGAAACUUGAACGACAGUACCCAGCAAGGCCAGAAGCAGCAAAAUAACUACCAGAACUACCAAUCUCCGGUUUACUCUGGAGCCUCAACGCCUGCAACCAGCGCUACACCCACCCCAAAUGCUUCGACUACGUCUCUGACGUCUUUGGCCACCUCGUUGACCAACUUAGGAUUGACUCCCAUCUCAAGUAUUCUCUCAGCUCUUCCUCAAUGUGCGUCUCUGGCAGACUGCAGACAACAAAUUCAACUCGCAGUGGAUGAGUUUAACAAGGAAGGCCGCUCUGCAGAGGAAAUAGCGAAAUGGGACGUAACCAGCAUUAUCUCCAAGCUCACUAAGCCCAAGAAUGCGCCGCUAGUGCAAGAGUCUGGUAUGCUAUUUAUCUCUCAACUGGCUUCGAACUUUGCUGGCAAGUCUCCACAAGAAACAUUCUUAUUACCAUUGCUACCUUCUGCUUUAGACACUAUCGCAAGCAAGGAAAACUCGGUUAGACGUGCUGCUCAACAUGCCAUCGAUUCGAUUUUCGGUCUGUUUCCCAUCGAAGCUCAAACUUGUGUUGUGCUGCCCACACUACUAGAAUACCUAAAAUCCGGUAUCAAGUGGCAAUGCAAAUCAGCGGCUCUUAAAUUGGUUGACCGUGUUAGAGAAGAAUCUCCCAACGAUCUGCUGGAACUCACUUUCAAAGACGCUGUUCCAGUACUAACCGACGUGGCCACAGAUUUCAAACCAGAACUAGCUAAGCAGGGUCAUAAGACUUUGUUGGAAUAUGUGUCGAUUUUGGAUAAUUUAGAUCUUUCGCCACGUUUCGAACUCAUUGUCGACACAUUGCAAGAUCCAACCAAGGUUCCAAACUCGGUCAAGUCGCUUUCGAGCGUUACCUUUGUUGCUGAAGUUACUGAGCCUGCAUUGAGUAUUUUAGUCCCCAUUUUGAGUAGAUCUCUGAAUCUCUCAUCUUCAUCGCAGGAGCAAUUGAGACAAACUGUUAUUGUUAUCGAGAAUUUGACAAGGUUAGUCAACAACCGUUCCGAAAUUCAGCAUUUCAUUCCUCAGCUAAUGCCAGGAGUUGAGAAAGUUGUAAACACCGCGUCUUUACCUGAAGUUCGUGAACUAGCCGAGAAAGCUUUGAAAGUGUUGAAAGAUGACUCAGAAGAUGAUGGAAAGUUCCCAGGUAAAAUAACGUAUGAACAUGGUCUGCAAUUUUUGAGUGAAAGAUUACAUUUCCUGACUGGGGCUAGUGCCACUCACCUGAUUGAAAACAAAAAUAAGGAGCCUGUGGUUUACCUCUCUAAAAUCUUGACUGCGGAUGCCAAUGUUAACGAUUGGAAAAGACUUUCGGAGUUCCUCGUUCUAGUUUUCGGUGAAGACAAUGCUGAGAAUAUCAAUACUCAUUUCAUCCAUGACUUGAGACAGAUUUUCCAUCAAGAAAAGACUGCUUACGACGAGAAUGAAGGAAUUGAAAUCGUUAACACGGAUUUCUCUCUAGCUUACGGCUCAAGAAUGUUGUUGAACAAAACCACCUUGCGGUUGUUGAAGGGUCACCGUUACGGUCUGUGCGGAAGAAAUGGUGCUGGUAAAUCUACUCUAAUGAGAUCGAUUGCUAACGGUCAACUUGAAGGGUUCCCUGAUAAAGAUACUUUGAGAACUUGUUUUGUCGAGCAUAAGCUACAAGGAGAAGAGGGUGAUUUGGACCUUGCCUCUUUCAUCGCCAAAGAUCCUGUCUUGCAAGAUGUAUCUCGCGAUGAAAUCUCUAAUGCUUUGGAAACUGUUGGUUUUGAUGACGAGAGAAGGGCGCAGACUGUUGGGUCACUUUCGGGCGGUUGGAAAAUGAAAUUGGAGUUGGCAAGAGCUAUGUUGCAGAAAGCUGACGUUCUUUUAUUGGAUGAACCUACCAAUCAUUUGGAUGUUGCAAACGUUAAAUGGUUGCAAGAUUAUUUGCUAGAGCAUACUGAGAUCACAUCGUUAAUUGUGUCGCACGACUCUGGGUUCCUUGAUGCUGUGUGCACCGAUAUUAUUCAUUACGAAAACAAAAAAUUGGCUUACUAUAAAGGUAAUUUGGCCGACUUUGUCGAUCAAAAACCAGAAGCUAAAGCGUACUAUACUCUUACUGAUUCGAAUGCUCAGAUGCGUUUCCCGCCACCAGGUAUUUUAACUGGUGUAAAAUCCAAUACCAGAGCUGUAGCAAAGAUGACAGGUGUUACCUUCGGAUAUCCUGGUGCCGCAAAGCCUUCCUUGACCGGUACUUCAUGUGCUUUGUCGUUGAGCUCGAGAGUAGCCGUUUUGGGCCCUAACGGUGCUGGUAAAUCUACACUUAUCAAGAUUCUAACUGGCGAACUUGUUCCUCAAGAGGGUAAGGUCGAAAAGCAUCCCAACCUUCGUAUCGGGUACAUUGCCCAACAUGCCUUGCAACAUGUCAACAUGCAUAAGGAGAAGACUGCUAAUCAAUAUCUACAAUGGCGUUAUCAGUUUGGUGAUGAUAGAGAGGUUUUGUUGAAGGAAUCGAGAAAAAUUUCUGAACAAGAGAAAGAUAUGAUGGAAAAAGAAAUUGAUGUUGGCGAUGGAAGAGGUAUGCGUACUAUUGAAGCCAUUGUCGGUAGAUCGAAAUUGAGAAAGUCCUUCCAAUACGAGGUCAAAUGGAAGUUUUGGUUGCCAAAGUAUAAUUCUUGGGUUCCUAAGGAGCUUUUGUUGGAGAAUGGAUUUGACAAGUUGGUUCAAAAAUUUGAUGAUCAUGAAGCUUCCAGAGAAGGUUUAGGUUAUCGUGAAUUGACUCCUGCUGUCAUCACAAAGCACUUUGAGGAUGUGGGUCUGGAUGCUGAGAUCGCCAAUCACACGCCUCUCGGUUCGCUCUCGGGAGGUCAAUUGGUUAAGGUUGUUAUUGCUGGUGCUAUGUGGAACAAUCCGCAUUUGCUAGUCCUGGAUGAACCUACCAAUUAUUUAGACAGAGACUCCCUGGGUGCGUUGGCUGUUGCUAUUCGUGACUGGACUGGUGGUGUUGUGAUGAUUUCGCAUAACAACGAAUUUGUGGGUGCCUUAUGCCCUGAACAAUGGAUUGUUGAAAACGGUAAGAUGGUUCAAAAGGGUGUAAACGCAAUUGACCAGACUCGUUUUGAAGAUGGCGGUAACGCCAAUGCCACAGGCUUGAGUGUUAAAGCAUCACCAUCUGUAGUAGACGACGAUUCGCCUGCUAACAUCAAGGUGAAGCAAAGAGUGAAAAGAUUGACCAGAAACGAGAAGAAAAUCCAAGUUGAAAGACGUCGUUUGCGUUACAUUGAAUGGUUGAACUCUCCUAAGGGCACCCCAAAACCUGUCGAUACAGAUGAUGAAGAAGAUUAA
Lachancea nothofagi CBS 11611 is the source of this 3498-nucleotide messenger RNA. Lineage: Eukaryota; Fungi; Ascomycota; Saccharomycetes; Saccharomycetales; Saccharomycetaceae. The record is from the annotation of a GenBank genome assembly.